AUGCCUCGCAUCGCUACCGUGUUCCUCGCUACUGGUCUCCAAGGCUCUUCCGUCAUUCGUGCCCUCCUGAAGGACGGCACCUUCACUCCUCGAGCCGUCACGCGCGACGCGAAGUCUGACGCCGCGCAGGCCCUGCUGAAGCAAGGCUGCGAAGUCGUCGAGGUCCAGCUCGACAACAAGGAGUCUGUCAAGAAGGCUGUUACUGGCGCUGAAGUCGUCGCUUUGAUCACACUCCCCAAGUUUGGCCCGGUCGGCGUACCCGAGGUGACGCAGGGCACAAAUAUCAUCGACGCCUGCAAAGAGACCGGCGUCAAGUUCGUCUCUUUUAGCACUCUUCCCAGCUUGAGCAAGAUGUCGAACGGCAAGUUCACUCAGGCACACCACUUUGACAACAAGCAAGUUAUCCAGGAAUACCUCGAGAAGUCGGGCUUGUCCUACGCCUGCAUCGGGCCUGGCUCAUUCAUGGAGAACAUCUUGCAAGGCCGCCGCGGCGCGGACUUCGCUAAGACCGAGACGGGCUACCUCAUGAAGACCUUCGAGCACCCCGGCACCAAGGUCAUCCAGACCUGGAUCGGCCACGACAUGGGCCCUGCGGUCACGGCGCUCUUCAAGAACUACACGACGCGCCUCGCGGAGAUCGAGAAGCAGACCUUUGUGCUGGGGUCCGGGCGAGUGACGGCGGAGGAGAUGGCGGUGGAGCUGGCGAAGGGUCUCGGCAAGCCCGUCGAAGUCGAGCACCUUGACAAGUCUGGGAUGCCGCCCAUCGACGAUAUGUUCGCUUGCAUGGCCGAGCACCAAUGGUACCCGGACGUCGAGAUCCCCGACAAGCGUCUGGAGUCCCUCGGCGUCAAGGUCGCGACGAUCGCCGAGUUCGGGGCGACUGCACUCAAGGAGCAGUUGGAGAAGGCUUGA
Molecule: messenger RNA, 912 nt
Organism: Schizophyllum commune H4-8
Lineage: Eukaryota; Fungi; Basidiomycota; Agaricomycetes; Agaricales; Schizophyllaceae
Product: NAD(P)-binding protein
Exons: 8
Coding region: 1-912 (303 amino acids)
Source: RefSeq, a predicted model, not a curated record